AUUGGAUAUUUUUCCAAUAAAUCCCAAUUCUUAUCUCUUUCUACUAAUUUUACUGAAAAUCUCUCUCUCUCACACACACACAGCUGCGUCUGAAACUGUGGUAAUUCCGCUCAUCACAUUUCCGAUGGCAUCCGCGGUGGUUCCGUUUUCUAUCUCCGGGGGAAAUCAUGUAAAGACCAGCGGUAUUUCGAUGGCGAACUCCGGUGGUUUGGCGAAGACGCAGCUGUUAGCAAUUCGAAGCAAGGCUCGCACUCGCAACAACCGUGAUUUGUCCGUUUGCGCUGAGUAUAAUGACCGCAAUGGUGGAAAUGGGGCUGAUUUUGCAGCUGGCUUCAUUAUAGGAGGUGCAGUAUUUGGAACACUUGCUUAUAUUUUUGCUCCACAGAUAAGAAGAUCUCUGCUAAAUGAAGACGAAGCUGGAUUCAGAAGGGCCAAGCGUCCGGCAUACUAUGAUGAAGGUUUAGAGAAAACCCGGCAGACCUUAAAUGAGAAAAUCGGCCAACUCAACUCAGCUAUUGACAACGUCUCCACCCGUUUGAGAGGCGGCAAUAAUCUGCCCCAGGUGCCUGACGAGAGUCUUGAGACUGAUGCUGAGGAAGCUGCACUGUAAGGACUGGUUUUCUUACAUCUCCAUGGUUGCAGCAUGUUCGAUCUUUCCCGUUUUAAUAGUUGGUUUGUUGAGCAUGUGAAUGGAUGCUUUCAGUGCAUAACAGUUUAUCUCCAUUGGCAAACUUCAUUAUGAGUAGGAAGAACACCUCAACUUUAGAAAUUAUUUGUUCAUGGCAUAUCUGAGGAGCUUAUUUUCUACUAUUUGACAUUUUGUUUUCCUAAUAAAGAUUGUUGUACCGUA
Messenger RNA from Salvia splendens (bonfire salvia), 850 nucleotides. RefSeq lists its product as uncharacterized. NCBI's taxonomy places the organism in Eukaryota, Viridiplantae, Streptophyta, Magnoliopsida, Lamiales, Lamiaceae. The record is from RefSeq and is a predicted model, not a curated record. Gene Ontology annotation, cellular component: chloroplast thylakoid membrane; chloroplast inner membrane. The transcript is spliced from 5 exons. The coding region runs from base 125 to 610 and encodes 161 amino acids.